Messenger RNA from Frankliniella occidentalis (western flower thrips), 1136 nucleotides. RefSeq names its product S-methyl-5'-thioadenosine phosphorylase. Bases 204 to 1046 code for a protein of 280 amino acids. Gene Ontology annotation, cellular component: cytosol. The transcript is spliced from 6 exons. NCBI's taxonomy places the organism in Eukaryota, Metazoa, Arthropoda, Insecta, Thysanoptera, Thripidae. Gene Ontology annotation, molecular function: S-methyl-5-thioadenosine phosphorylase activity. Gene Ontology annotation, biological process: nucleoside metabolic process. The record is from RefSeq and is a predicted model, not a curated record.
CCUCUUCUCUCUCUUUCUCUAACGCCAGCUAGAAAACCAUAUAACAUGCUAAGUAACAUGUGAUAACAUAUCACAACGGUAUCACCAAACGCCGGUGCUGCGGGUUUCGUGUAUACUUUUGCAUCGAACGUUUUUGUUAUACCUUCCGCUAGUUCUAGUGCUAUCUUGGUUGUUGUUUUGUUUAAAAGUGAAGUUUAGUCAUCAUGGGGAAAUAUAAAGUAAAGGUGGGUAUUAUUGGUGGCUCAGGUCUUAAUGAUCCAGACAUCUUGGAGGGUCGAGUUGAACAUAAGAUAUCUACACCAUUUGGGGAACCUUCCGACUGCCUGAUUGAAGGCAAAAUAAGCGGAGUGAACUGCGUCUUAUUGGCAAGACAUGGACGCAAACAUGACAUUAUGCCAAGCAAGGUAAAUUAUAGAGCUAAUAUUUGGGCACUGAAAACUCUUGGUUGCACUCAUGUUAUAGCAUCAACUGCAACUGGUUCUUUACAAGAAGACAUAGCUCCAGGUGAUCUUGUCCUUCUUGACAGCUUUGUUGACAGAACUAAGUCUCGUGAAGCUACCUUCUUCGAUAACAGUUACAGUGAAUUGAUGGGUGUUUGCCAUGUUCCCAUGGAUCCUGCCUUUUGUCCUGAAACUCGUCAAUUGUUUUUAGAAGCAGCAAGUAAAUUAGGUCUAAAAAUGCGUCCCACAGGCACUUGUGUCACAAUUGAAGGACCCCGCUUUUCCAGCAAAGCAGAGAGUCUUUUGUACAAAAGUUGGGGUAUUCAGCUCGUAAACAUGACCAUGGUUCCAGAGGUAUGUCUUGCAAGAGAAGCAGGGCUCUGUUAUGCUGCAGUUGCAAUGGCGACAGACUACGAUUGUUGGCGUGACAAAGAGGGGAGCGUCUGUGUUGGUGAAGUACUUGCAACUUUCAAACAAAAUGUUGCAAAGGUAACUAAGCUCUUUCGGGAAGUAGUACCAAUGAUAGGAGCUCAUGAAUGGGAUACAACUAUUGAUGAUUUGAAGAGCCUUGUCUCAAGCGGAUUUAUGUCAGCACCACAAAAAUAGGGAUACUUGACAUGCGAUUGUUGGACAUUUUGUUAUGUGCUUCAGGCUUCAACUUUGAAUCUAUUAAACAAAUUUAUUCAAGAAUAUGAA